AUGAAGGGUGGCAGCGGUAAGUUUGAUGGAGGUGUUUCAUCACCAAAGUCAAAUGUACUGAAGCGUAUCAAAGAUAUCUUUGGUGGAGGAACUGCUGCUACUGCUACUGGUAAUUCACCAUCUACAACAACAACAACAACCAGUACAGCUACAACAGGAUUGGAUGGAGAUGAGCACCAUAGUCAUCAUUAUCACCAACAUUCAUCUCAUGGCAGUGGUAGCAUUCUCCGAUCAAACUCUGAGAUUGAAAGUCUCACCGAGAAGUUUAGAAUGGAGAUUGUUGCAAGUCGUACAAUGAAUCUAUCACAGCGGUGUGCAUAUCUCAAAGAGAUUUCAGAGUGUAUCAAGAUCAUGCGUAUCGAUCAAGUCAAUCUAGAACAGAUUUGGCAGUCGGUAUCUGAUUUGUUACUUCCACCAUCACAGAUUUCAACAAUAGGAACAGGAACAACAACAACAACUACUACAGCUACAACAACGACAACAACUACAACACCAAAUACAACAACAACAACAACAUCUUCAUUAUCAACAUCAAACAAUGAGAAUAUACCGAUGGAAGCACAGAUCAUUGCAUACAAUGUGAUGAUGGCACUGAUAGAGUCACACUAUGGAAUGCUAAGUGGUUCGAUUAAACGUGAUAUCUUCACUAUACUCCAGUCAUCGAGUUCAAAGAUUCCAGUGUCUCUUCGUAUAAGAGCAUUGGCAGCGCUAAUCAAAGGUGGACGCGACAUUAUACCUUUUGAAUCACAGAUAGUAGAUCUCCUGAUACACUGGUUGAAUAUUAUCAAUUCAUCGAUUAAUAGUAACAGUAGUAGUGGAGGUGGAGGUAGUGGUGGUAGUGGAAACAGUGGGAACAACUCUGCUGGCAAUGCAGGACAACAGUCGGGUAGUGCAGUCGCUGUGAUGGCAAGUGGACAAUCCAGUGGAGGAAGUGGCGCCGGUAAUAGUGGUAGCGGCGCUGGCAGUGGUAGCGGUGGUAGUGGUAAUCUGAGUGACUCACUCAACUCAAUCCUCAACGAAUUAUUCAUCCUCAUCGAAGGAGUAUUGCGCUACUCUCAGAGAAUCAUAUCGGAGGGUGACAUGGCUUCGCUCAUUAACAACAUCUGUUUGAUAUCUAAUUCCUCUACUUGUGUUGCUGUCAUUGAAUGUUUCUGA
Molecule: messenger RNA, 1155 nt
Organism: Heterostelium album PN500
Lineage: Eukaryota; Evosea; Eumycetozoa; Acytosteliales; Acytosteliaceae
Exons: 2
Coding region: 1-1155 (384 amino acids)
Biological process (GO): positive regulation of GTPase activity
Cellular component (GO): nucleus; cytoplasm
Molecular function (GO): GTPase activator activity
Source: RefSeq, a predicted model, not a curated record